Messenger RNA from Pogoniulus pusillus (Red-fronted tinkerbird), 685 nucleotides. RefSeq names its product ATP synthase membrane subunit c locus 3 (gene ATP5MC3). Gene Ontology annotation, biological process: proton transmembrane transport; proton motive force-driven ATP synthesis. The transcript is spliced from 5 exons. The coding region runs from base 130 to 555 and encodes 141 amino acids. The record is from RefSeq and is a predicted model, not a curated record. Lineage: Eukaryota; Metazoa; Chordata; Aves; Piciformes; Lybiidae. Gene Ontology annotation, molecular function: proton transmembrane transporter activity.
CGCGCUGCAUCCGGGCGCUCGCCGCCGGCCGUGCUGCGCCUGCGCAGAGACGUCCCAGCCCGUCGGCUCUGAGGUGCAGCAGCGGAGCGGAGACACCGAAUUUUACCCCCCGGGACGCCGCCCGCUAAGAUGUUCGCUUGCGCCAAAUUCGCCACCUCGCCCGCCCUGAUCCGUGCUGGGUCAAGUGUCUUGUACAGACCAAUUUCGGCAUCUGUGUUGUCUAGGCCAGAGGUCAAGAAUGGAGAGGGCAACUCAACACUUAAUCGGGCCCAAAAUACUGUCUCCCGACUAGCACUUAGAGAAUUCCAGACUAGUGCUAUCAGCAGGGACAUUGACACUGCUGCCAAAUUUAUUGGUGCUGGUGCUGCCACAGUAGGUGUGGCCGGUUCUGGUGCUGGUAUUGGAACAGUCUUCGGUAGUCUAAUCAUUGGUUAUGCCAGAAAUCCUUCUCUGAAGCAGCAGCUGUUCUCAUACGCUAUCCUGGGAUUCGCCUUGUCUGAAGCUAUGGGUCUCUUCUGUCUGAUGGUUGCUUUCUUGAUCCUAUUUGCCAUGUGAAAGGAGAUCGGCCUGUAAUAUUGGCAUUGGAAUGUAACUGCAUUUUAUGGGACUCCCAAAAUGUUGGUGUCAUGGAAAUUGAUGCUGUUUCCAAAGUCAUUUCAUUAAAGAUAACAACUUUAACUGUCAA